This is a messenger RNA of Pseudopipra pipra, 1957 nucleotides long. RefSeq names its product gasdermin-A-like. Gene Ontology annotation, molecular function: phosphatidylinositol-4,5-bisphosphate binding; phosphatidylinositol-4-phosphate binding; phosphatidylserine binding. Gene Ontology annotation, biological process: pyroptotic inflammatory response; defense response to bacterium. Lineage: Eukaryota; Metazoa; Chordata; Aves; Passeriformes; Pipridae. The record is from RefSeq and is a predicted model, not a curated record. The transcript has 10 exons. Bases 164 to 1585 code for a protein of 473 amino acids.
UUUGGGAGUGACUGGGGAUAAGCUGGAGUGACCAGCCAGGGAUCCUCCUGCACAGACUGGGUCUAAAGGUGCUUCUGCCCCAGGGGUUGCUUCAGGGAGACCCCCCUUAGCAAGGCACAAAUCCACCUGGCUGGGCUGCAAAACUUCAUCCACACACAGCAGAAUGUUUAAAAAAGUCACCAGAUACGUUUCAAGUCAAAUGGAUCCAGAUGGAGGAUUGGUCCCUGUCGAGAGCAUCGCAGACCACGAGCACUUCAGACCCUUCUGUCUUCUGAUAGGAAAAAGAAAACAAAAUACCAUAUUCCACUCACGUCCCUACUACCAGUGCACAGGGUUUAGUCUGAACGAUGUGCUGCUGCCUGGAGAAGAUGGGGAAAGCACAGAUGGUCCACAUUCCAGCCAAUUCACUCUCUCAAAGGUCACUGCUGACCAAGUCAAUGGGGAUAUCAACGUUAGAGUUGACGAUGCAAGUGUGGAGCUGAAAGGAGGUGGCUCCUUGUCUCAGGAGUUUUCCAUCAAGCUGCAGAAGAAGGCCAUAGAAAUGAACUCACUGGAGACAAUGAGAAAGAAAAGAAAAAUCAACAUGGAUCACUCCUUCAUCCAACAGCUCCUGAGCACAGAGCUCAAAUUAUACGUGGUUUACAAAACCCUGGAAGCCUCGGAGGAGACCAUCUACAAGGAGUCCAGCAAGGCACAGGGAGGCUUCCUAGCCAUGAUUUACGCCAAGUUCUUUGCAAAGGGCACCACAGAGAACAGACAAAGCAUAGUCAUUCCCAAGGGCUGCACCCUGGCCUUCAUGGCCAUCCAGAUGAGCAUUAACAAAGGAGAAUGGAGACUGGGUUUUAUCACAGACUUGCUUGAUGGAGGUAGAUUUCACAAACAUGAUGUUCAGCACAGUAUUUUUCUGCUUCAACGUGUAAAACGUGCAGCUUCCGGGUUAUCAGAGUUCCGAAAAAAAGAAUUAUUCACAGUGGACAGAGAAGUUAAUAAAUACUGUGGCAUUUUCUCUGGGUUGCCUUCUGACCUGCGGGUCAUGUUCUUAAAAACCAUCACAGCUGUGAUGAGAGACAGGAACCUCUUUCAAGAGCUCAGCCAGAAGAUGGAAGAAGUUCUAGAGAAAACUGAUGGUUAUGAGCUGAAAACUGAAAGCCCAGACUUAAAAGACCUGUUGAGCACCUUGGAGAAUUCUCCAGGAGAUCGUCGUCUUCUGUUGGCAAAGGGAAUAACCUACACCCUCGAUGCUUUGGCUGAGCUACUGGACAAUCAGCUGCUGCUGCUGCUGGAAUCCUUGGAAAGGAAGAUUGUGUCCCAACAGCUGCAGCUGGUUGGAAAACUCCUGGAUCACGAUCUGAAGAAGGUGGAUAUGCCAUUCCGUGUGGAUGCCAGCCUGCUCUCCUUCCCACAGCAGGAGGAUCAGACCUUAACCAUGGCCCUGGUGGAGCUGAGCAGAGUGAAGCUCCAGAAAUAUGGAUCAGCUGAGCCCAUGGAAAAGCCCUAUGAGGUCGUGGCUGCCCUGUACGUGGCCCUGUACGCCCUCAGCCUCCUCAGUGGGGACCUGCCCCUGUCCAGGCAACCCUUCCCCUAACUGUGGAAAAAUCUCUACCCAUGAGCCACUUCUCUCCCCCAGUUUCAUCCUUGUUAAUGCUCAAGGCUGCUUUGGCUGCAAAAAGCAAACUUAAGGCAGGAAACCACAUUAUGGAUGCAAAAGGCUGGAUAUCAAAGUGGAUGUCUCUGGCUGUCCCCCAUUGAAAGCAGACGGACAACCAGAAAAUCCACGAGCCCAAAUAAUCACAGGCCUGGCAGCUGUGCCUCGUGUGCUUCCCUAAAAACGCUGCUGCUUCUGCAACCAAUGAAUGGGAAAAGGAAAGGCAAGGGAAUGGGAAAGGGAAAAGGAAUGCAAAGGGAAAGGAAGGGAAAUGCAAAGGGAAAGGGGAAAAAAAUGCAAUGGAAACAAAAG